AUGUUUAAAAACUUUAUUGGUAGAACAUCAGGUUUGGUUAGAUCAUCGAUGAUCAACAACAACAACAGCUAUAUCACAAAGAGAACAUUUGCAAGUGAAGGAGCAGCAGUCAACGCUGACGAUCUCUUGUCAUUCUCAUUCAUGGUACCACACCAAAUUCUCUUCAAGAACAAGAAGGUCCAAAUGCUCACAUUGCCAGGUGCUCGUGGUGUCUUUGGUGUUCUCAAGAAUCACAUCCCAAAGAUUGCAGAGUUGAAGCCAGGUGUUGUUCAAGUUCACCACGAGAGCGGUGACGUUGAUAAAUACUUUAUCAGCGGUGGAUUCGCUUUCAUCAACCCAGAUGCCUCAUGCUAUAUCAACGCCGUCGAAGCCGUACCAGUCGACCAAUUGGACGCAAACGAAGUCAAGAAUGGUCUUGCUCGUUACACUCAACUCUACAACGAAGCAUCCGACGAAGCUGCCAAGGCUACCGCUCUCAUCGGUUUGGAGGCUCACCAACAGAUGGCAUAUGCAUGUGGUGUUUCUCUUUAA
Molecule: messenger RNA, 531 nt
Organism: Heterostelium album PN500
Lineage: Eukaryota; Evosea; Eumycetozoa; Acytosteliales; Acytosteliaceae
Gene: atp5D
Product: FoF1 ATP synthase subunit delta/epsilon
Exons: 1
Coding region: 1-531 (176 amino acids)
Biological process (GO): proton motive force-driven ATP synthesis
Molecular function (GO): proton-transporting ATP synthase activity, rotational mechanism
Source: RefSeq, a predicted model, not a curated record